Messenger RNA from Theobroma cacao (cacao), 3989 nucleotides. Its product is annotated as myosin-binding protein (Protein of unknown function, DUF593). Gene Ontology annotation, molecular function: myosin binding. Lineage: Eukaryota; Viridiplantae; Streptophyta; Magnoliopsida; Malvales; Malvaceae. The record is from RefSeq and is a predicted model, not a curated record.
ACUCGAAGCUUCAAUGUUGUUUUGUUUACUGGGUGGGAAAUGUUUAUUUAAUUAUUUUCGGUCUUCUUUGGCUGUCAUUCCUAUUUCAAACUGCCUUUUCUAGUCUAAAUAAAACCACUUCCCCUGCUGCUUCCUCUCUGCUGUUCCUCUGUAUUGCCAAUACCUCUCUCUUUCUCUCUCUUAUUGAAACCAUUUCAAGUUUCCUUCUUCUCAUUCCCCAAACUCUCUCUUCCUCUCUUUCUCAUUGAAAGCACAGCUCUCCAUAUUCUUCUUAUCUAACAACUCUUCCUCUUUCCUUUUUGUACCUUUUGACGAUUCCUAAAUCUCUCUGUACAUAGCAAGAAACAGAGCAUCAUUAAUGGCAGCCAACAAAUUUGCAACCAUGUUGCAUAAAAACACAAACAGGAUCACUCUUAUUCUUGUCUACACGUUACUAGAAUGGAUUCUGAUCAUUCUCCUUCUUCUCAAUUCUCUCUUCUCUUAUCUCAUCAUCAAAUUUGCUGAUUACUUUGGUCUGAAAAGGCCCUGCCUUUGGUGUACUAGGCUUGAUCACAUCUUUGAGCCAUCAAAGUACAAUAAUUCUUGUAGAGAUCUAGUGUGUGAUGAUCAUGCUAAUGAGAUUUCUAAACUGGGUUACUGUUCAAAUCAUAGGAAACUAGCAGAAUCUCAAGAUAUGUGUGAGGAUUGCUUGUCCUCUUCAUGGUCGGAUUUUUCUGACUUGUCAAAGAAGUUAGCCUUUUUUCCAUGGAUGAAGCAGGUUGGUUUGAUCCAGGAUGGUGGUGAUAAAGUGAUAGAAAAUGGUGAUGAGAAUUUCAAGUGUUCUUGCUGUGGUGUCAUGUUAGAGAAAAAGUGGAACUUUCCUUAUCUCCUGAUUAAGCCUUCUUGGGAGGUUUUGGAUUAUACCCAGAAAGGAAAUUUAAUUACUGAAGCUGGAGGAGUUGAUGGUAUUGCAGAUGAAGGUAAUGCUUCAGAUGGAAUCAGAUCAGAUUUUGUGGCUGAUUAUCAGGAAGAUGAACAGGGGGUUGAAGAAAACAACAGAAUUGAGAUCAUUUCUGUUGGCGAUGAUGAAGCUGAUAAAGGAAGAGAAAUGGAGAAAGAGGAGGAUUUUUCAUGUUUUAUUUCUAGUUUUGAUUGCAAUCAAAUGGCUGCUAAUGAGGAUGAUAAUCAUGAUGUGGUUAUAGAGAAAGAUCAAAUACCCAUGGAAGAAGAAGGAAACUUAAAUGUGUCAAUGGAUGGUAAGGUGGUGACUCAAGUCGCUUGCAGCAAAGAGGAGUCUCCUGAAUUUCUACCUAAGCAUCUGGAGUUCUACAUCGAGGGGGAUGACUGUCAUUUGAUUCCAGUUGAAUUGAUCGAUUCUACUGCUGUAGAAAGUGGAAGAAUAUACAAGUUUAGAGAGGAAGAUCAAGGUAUUUCUGAUAAUGGAGAUGUUAUUUUGGACUUUGAUUUGCGUCCUGGGACACCAGUGGAAUUGGUUGUGGAGAACAAAUGCAGUUCAGGAGAGAAAGUGACAUUACUUUCAGCCCAAGAGAGUGAGGAUGAAAGCAGUGUUGCAGUAGUUGAAUCAGUGGAGUCGAAUGAGAAGAAAGAGAGCUUCUCAGAACAUGCAGGAGAGGAAGAUUUGAUGGAGGAGGAAGAUGAGCAAGUUGCUACCACUCAAGCAACUCAGACCCCUUUGAACGAAGCUGAUGAUGCUCAAGGAAGUGCAGCAAUAAGAGAAGGGGAAACGGAUGUAGAUGGUAAUCAAGUUUCUGAUGAGCAAAAUGAUGAAAUUGAAGCAGAGAUCUCAAUAGGGACAGAUAUUCCUGAUCAUGAACCAAUUGAAGAUAUUCAACUGCAACAUUUGUACGAAUGCACACAAGAAAAUCCCUCCUCCAGUUCUGCUCAAUUGCAUGCAGAUGAUGAUCAUGGCUUCAAGAAUGCUGAGGAAGAAACUAUACAGUUUAAAACCAUAACGGUUGAAACAUGUGACCAAGCAAUAAAAAACCAUUUAUCAUUAUCUUCAGAGCUUAAUGAGGUCGAGGAAGAUAAAGUCCCUGAUACACCCACUUCUAUAGAUAGCCUCCACCUGUUGCACAAGAAGUUGCUAUUGCUUGACAGAAAAGAAUCAGGAACAGAAGAUUCAUUGGAUGGAAGUGUUUUCAGUGACAUUGAGGGUGCUGAUGGGGUACUAACUGUUGAGAAGUUGAAAUCAGCGUUGAAAGCUGAAAGGAAGGCUUUAAAUGCUUUGUACACAGAACUUGAGGAAGAGAGAAGUGCAUCUGCUGUGGCAGCAAACCAGACAAUGGCAAUGAUAAAUAGGCUUCAAGAAGAGAAGGCAGCAAUGCAGAUGGAAGCUUUGCAGUAUCAGAGGAUGAUGGAAGAACAGUCUGAGUAUGACCAGGAAGCUUUGCAGCUUCUUAAUGAGCUUAUGGUCAAGAGAGAGAAAGAGAAGGCGGAGCUUGAAAAAGAGCUGGAGGUAUAUCGCAGGAAGGUGCAGGAUUAUGAGGCCAGAGAGAAAAUGAUAAUGCUCAGAAGAAGGAAAGAAGACAGCACUAGGAGCGCAACUUCUGCAUCUUGCAGCAAUGCUGAGGAUAGUGAUGGACUAUCAGUUGAUUUGAAUCAUGAACCAAAGGAAGAAGAUAGCUUUGAUAACCAUCAAGAGGAUAGCAACCAGAAUACCCCUGCUGAUGCAGUUUUGUAUUUGGAAGAGUCAUUGGCUAACUUCGAGGAAGAGAGGCUAUCCAUUCUAGAGCAGCUCAAGGUUUUGGAAGAGAAAUUGGUUUCAUUGAAUGAUGAAGAGGAACAGCAUUUUGAGGAUAUAAAAUCAGUUGAGUAUUUGUAUGAAGAGAAUGGGAACGGCUUCCAUGAGAGUUCUGAUUUCAGCUAUGAAACAAAUGGGGUUGCCAAUGGUCAUUUCAAGGGAGUGAAUGGGAAACAUCACCAAGAGAAAAAACUCAUGGCUGCAAAGGCAAAGAGACUUCUCCCACUUUUUGAUGCCACUGAUGCAGAAAUUGAAGAUGGGAUAUUGAAUGGACACGAAAAUGGCUUUGAUUCUGUUGUCUUGCAACAUUUCUCACCACCCAACUCUGAACUAGAGAGCAAAAAGCUUGCUAUUGAGGAAGAGGUGGAUCAUGUUUAUGAGAGACUACAAGCGCUUGAGGCAGAUAGGGAGUUUCUAAAGCAUUGUAUCAGCUCCUUGAGGAAAGGAGAUAAAGGAAUCUAUCUUCUUCAAGAGAUUUUACAACAUCUUCGUGAUUUGAGGAGUGUGGAACUCAGAGUAAGGAGUAUUGGAGAUGCUGCUAUGUAGUUGCAUUCGGCAGAAUACACUGGGAAGGCUAAUCGAAUGCUCAAUUGGAGUUGCUUAACCGCCACAAAUUUAGGAUUAGAGUAAACACCAACUUGGGCGGAUAGUCAGUGAUACAGUCGCCAACGCAAUUCCACAACGUCAACAAUUUCAAGGGGAAGUCCCUUAAUGGAAGAGGGAGGCUCCUGCUAUGGUCUGUUUGGUGAUCUUGGUGGACUGAAAAUUGAAGAGUCUGUCAUUUUCCCUUUUGCAUUUUCCCGGUUUCAGUGUCCAAGUAAAUCCCAAAAUUUUUGUGGGUUCAGCUCUUCAUCACCUUUUGAGGAAAAGGAGGAUGGUGAGUGUAUGUGUGUGCAAGUCAGUGAGGUGAAAGCCAAGCUGUCAUUUGUAUGUUGUGAGAAAAGACCUGGCCUGCAGAGCUGGAGAGAUCCAACAAGGAUUCCUGUGCCAGAUUGCAUAGCAUUAGUUUAUAUUCAGACAGUUAGAACUAGAAGGCUCUUUUUGUCAUUUUCUUAAUCUUUUGAGGGAAGGGAAGGAAAGGGUAAGUAACCCCGUUUUCCUUCUCAUCUUUUGCAUCAUUUUCAUCAUCUGGUGGGUCUGUCUAUUAUUUGAGGGGCAAAGUUGAGUUACUUGUAUACUACAUGCAUCCAUCUGUACGUAUAUAAAGUGAGUGUUUGUUUAUACUGUGCUGGAGCUGUUUUUCGUUGUA